GCAUUAUAUAAGAUCAAAAAUAUACCAGCAUUCUUCAACCAAGUUGAGGUAAAGUCAGAUCCAAAUUUAUGUUCACACUAUCCUUCUUGUGCAAUGUGUAGUGACCUAGAAGAAUUUCUUAUUUCAAAAUCAGAAUAUGCAAAAUGGAUUAAAGAGUUUCUAAAAACAAAAAGGCCUCUAGUAAAAUAUGAAUGUAAAAGGCAUACUCUGUUUGUUUGCAGAUUUUGCUUUGGGGAAUGGUUUUAUAAAUUGGAUUCUUGUCAGAAGCAGUUAAAUCAGCAAAAAGAACAAGAGGUUCAAAAAAUUCAACCUGGUCAAUGGCGUGAUAAGGAUGAAAAAAUAUAUGGACCAGUUGCUGAUAUUGUAUACUGGCCAAAGAAUAGGUAUUGGGAAUCGAUCAAAGAUAUUUCAGAUAGUAUGGCUCCAUCAAUUCAUGAUCCUAUUACAAGAUGUUGA
This is a messenger RNA of Racocetra persica, 456 nucleotides long. NCBI's taxonomy places the organism in Eukaryota, Fungi, Glomeromycota, Glomeromycetes, Diversisporales, Gigasporaceae. The record is from the annotation of a GenBank genome assembly.